AUGGCAGAGCAACGGGAGUUCUCAAGGGCUCGGCUUUCAAGCCUUGCCAACAAGGCUAAUCUUCAUUUGCUGAUUCAUGGAAAAGUUUACGAUGUUCAUACUUUUGUCUAUGAUCACCCUGGUGGUGACUUGGUCCUUCUCGGUGAGGGGGGAAAGGACGCAACGAAAGCGUGGGAAGAUGUGCAGCAUUCUGAGGAAGCAAAGCAGCUGAUGAAGGAUUAUCUCGUCGGAUACUGCACAGAGAUCCCUCAAGCAUCAAUAUCUGAGCCCAGCCAGAUAACUGCAAUCGAGAAACCGCGAUUGAUAACAAGGUAUAUACUCUAA
Messenger RNA from Aspergillus puulaauensis, 324 nucleotides. Its product is annotated as cytochrome b5-like heme/steroid binding domain-containing protein. The transcript has 4 exons. Lineage: Eukaryota; Fungi; Ascomycota; Eurotiomycetes; Eurotiales; Aspergillaceae. Gene Ontology annotation, cellular component: membrane; intracellular membrane-bounded organelle. Gene Ontology annotation, molecular function: heme binding. Bases 1 to 324 code for a protein of 107 amino acids. The record is from RefSeq and is a predicted model, not a curated record.